AACCAGACGGUGCUGUCAAAAAUAAACGUGCGAACGUGCCCUUUUUGGUUGAAAUUCGAGUAUAUUUUAUUAAAACAUGAGUGAUGAUGAGGAACAAAUCAAUCCAAAAUCGCAUAAACAACUGCUGCAGGCUAUCAGUAGUUUGGGAAAGACUCAACAUAUUCGCAAAUCGACACGCGAUGAACCGAAAUUGGUGCAAGAUGAAUUCCAGUUGGUCAAGGGAACAGCAGUGGUGUCGAAGCCAAAAGCACAGCCCGUGGGCUUAAAUGACAUAGUCCAGGUUUUACAAGGCACCAAGAAGCACUUGGACACUGGCAAAGAGCUUAAAAAAGCUGCAACCUCAAAAAAGGUUCUCCAUAAGCCAUUGGAGAAACCUGCAGCAGAACGUAUCAAAAGAACAAUAGGUUAUGAGGAUGUCAAAACUAAACUGGCCAAAUGGGACGCUGUGGUCACUUCCAAUAGAGCCGCCGAAACUCAAGUAUUUCCCUUGAAAUCUGAAACUGUUUACCUUAACACCUCGCUGUAUCGCAAACCCUUAAAGCAUAGCUUCAAAACUGAUUUGAUGGUGCAAAUGGAGGAGCUGGAGAAUAAAUACGCUAAGAUCAAACGGGAGCAUAUGGGUGAUAUGCAAGAUCCUGCAGAAUUGCAAAAGCGCGAACAAGAGCUUUUACAAAAGAAAAUGACAAAGGAGGAAUUGAUUGCCAAACGUAAGGAGCUAGCUUAUCUCAAAAUGAGGGAAGCUCAAAAGUCAAUAAAGGCUCGCAUGCAGAGCAAAAUUAAAUCGAAAAAAUAUCACAAACUUUUGAAAAAGCAAAAAAUGCAAGAACAAAUCAAACAGUUCGAGCUUCUGCAAAAGACUAACCCUGAAGCUGCCAUGGAAAAACUUAAUGCCCUUGAAAAGUCCAGAGUUUUGGAAAGAGCUAACUUGAGGCAUAAAAACACUGGAACGUGGGCGAAAAAUCUGCAAAUACGUGCCAAAUAUGAUAAAGAUGUACGCAAAGACUUGGCCGAACAGUUGCAGGUGAGCAGACAGUUAACUCAAAAAAUUAAGGAAGACGACUCUGAUGAGGAUGGGAAUAAAACACUCAAUAAACCUGAAGAACAGGAGGACGAGGGCGAUUACGACCCCUUUAAUCCUUGGACAACGGUAGGCAAGAGGGAAACCCAUAUUUCCAAGGAACAAGACGAGCAUACAAAUUGGCGUAAAUAUUGGCUGGAACGCAAUGAUAAUGAGAAAAUGCUCGAAGAGUACAAGCGAUUAUUAGAGGAAGAAGAAAAUGAGGACGCUAACGCCGAAGAGUCUUACAAUGAGAAAGAAGAAAAUUCAUUGGACCAUAACAAGAGUAGUGAGCAAUCUAAAAAUAAGUUGGAAAACAAAGCCAAGUCAAAAUCCAACAAGAGACCGAAAACGCAUACCAUUCCCACAAAAAUAGCUGAUAAAAAGCAAAAGUUUGAAAAUGGAUGGCUAGUUGAGGAAAUAGAUCCCAACGCUGUUAAAUCUCUGGACGAUAUUUUUGAUGCCCAAGAAGAUGCCAUUAGAGAGAAGCUUCAAAAGAAAUUAGAGAUAAUCAAUGAGAAGGGCAAAAAAUUGGCCAAAGGCAAGAAGAUUUACAAAAAAUCUUCUGGUAUAAAAGAGCAUGAUCCUCUACAGAAUUUAAAGGAUUUGUCAUUCAAAAAGGCUGCUACACGACCAUUAAUAGAUGAAGAGUUGACCAACGUAUUGGAUGAAGAAAACCGGGACACGGUUACGAAACUAAAUGAAACUUUGGAGAAAUCUUUGAAAUCGAAAGAUGCCGACUCAAACAUGGAAACAAAAGUCAAUUCUAAUGCUGACAGCAUAGACCCAAAUAAGUUGGCAGCUGUAAAGCUGAAACAAAACGCCAUAGGUUUUGGUGCAGUAAGCGAGGCCAUUGGUGAUGUUGAUAUAGAUGAUGACGACGAGGAUCACAAUAGGACGGAGCAACAAAUGACCAUUGCACAGGCCUUCGAAGAUGAUGAUAUUGUAGCCGACUUUAGUCAUGACAAAACUAAAGACUCUGAACUUAAAGAUGCUGAAAUUCAACUCUCGAUGCCUGGCUGGGGCUCUUGGGCAGGGGCAGGUAUUUCCAAAGAAAAGGCGGAAAGACGCAAUAAACGUCUUUUGCUUAAGCUAGCCCCAGAGGAGAAGAGAAAAGAUGAAAAUAAAGAAGGUGUCUACAUCAAUGAAGGUGUCAAUAAAAAAUUAAGAAAUCACUUGGUCUCCGAUAUACCCUUCCCAUUCACCUCCCUGAAAGACUACGAAGCAAGCAUAAGAGCGCCAAUAGGACGAAAUUAUGUCACGGAAACAGCCUUCCGUAUGCUCACCCGUCCAUCAGUCAUCACUCAGAAGGGCAAAGUUAUUGAACCGAUGGAUGAAAGCGAGCUGGUCAAAAAACCACGCAAACUUCGGAACCCCGUUGAUAUACGAAUUGCCCAAAUGGCCAAGGCUAAGUAAUGAUAGUUGCCUUUUUAUUUGUCCCUAGAACUCAAUUUUAUUGGUUUACGUAUAAAGUUGGAUUUAUUUUUCAAUAAAAAAAUUGUAUAUAUACAGUGCAUAUAUGAUAUAUACAAUGUAUAUAGUUCGCAUAUGUAUGUACAUUAGUCAGAA
Stomoxys calcitrans (stable fly) is the source of this 2626-nucleotide messenger RNA. RefSeq names its product U3 small nucleolar RNA-associated protein 14 homolog C. The coding region runs from base 77 to 2473 and encodes 798 amino acids. The transcript has 2 exons. The record is from RefSeq and is a predicted model, not a curated record. Gene Ontology annotation, cellular component: nucleolus; small-subunit processome. Gene Ontology annotation, biological process: rRNA processing. Lineage: Eukaryota; Metazoa; Arthropoda; Insecta; Diptera; Muscidae.